CUGACUUGAUGUGUUGUGGCGUUCUCCUUGUAAUAUUGGCCUGGCUGCGCCGUUCUUUUCGCCAUGCAUGAGCCCAUGCGUAGCCAUAUUCUCAUGGAGCAGAGCUUGAAGAAGGAGCAAGCAGCCCUGGCGAGAGAUCCGACACGAGCAAGCAGUUGGUCAAGGAUCCACCCAGGGCAAGGAUGGGCCCCAGCAAAGAAGAGCAGAGGAGGGAGGAGGAGGAACGCUUUCAACAAAUCAUGGAGCUGGGGAAGCGAAGCUUACCUGAUGAGAGCGCGGCCCCACCACCACUUCGCAACAUCCAACCUUACAGGCUCCCCCGUUCCGGCGACCGCGUCGAGUUGUGCGGCUUGCGACGAAGGGCGGAGCUCAAUGGGCAGCUGGGCGAGGUCAUGGGGAUCAUCGAUGAAGACGGCUUUGUGGAAGUCCAGGUUCGUCAUCCUGGCCAGGGCCGACUACGCUUGCGCCCUCGGUGCUUAGCUCCUGCUGACAAGACCCUGGAGACUAGUCUAUGGACUGCAUCCGAGACAUCCAGCAUCAGGACUGUCUCCAGCCGAUCAGCUCGGGCCAGCGAGCUGGGCCUCGUCGCAUCGCAAAGCUGCUCCCAUCUCAGUGCAGCAGAGACGGGAUCCGGCUCCACCUGCCGUAGUACUUCCAUGUCAUCCACCUGGACUGGUAGCACAAACCCAUCCAGUUCAUCAUCACAUCGACCAUUGCCGAGCAUUUGGUUGAAGCAGAGAAGCAAAGAUCUUUCUCUCAAUUACAUCCCUACGAAAGUAAUCAUUUGAGGAUGGCCUCCACUGAUGGCCUCGUUUCAUUUGGGAUUCCCAAAGAUGGAAUCGGGAGACUUCCGGUCACGGUUUUCGUUGAGCUGCUCGUACUUACCCCAUAGCCAUUGGGUUUGUUGCCCAAAUGUGUCGCCCGUCGCCUCGCAGUGCCAACGCAUGCGUGUGCUUGUUCGGGCGUCGAGACGCCAUGGUGGUCGACGAGAGAAAACACCAGUCCAUGCCGAUCACAGCCGAUGUACACGAGUGUGUUCCGC
Molecule: messenger RNA, 1042 nt
Organism: Durusdinium trenchii
Lineage: Eukaryota; Dinophyceae; Suessiales; Symbiodiniaceae
Source: the annotation of a GenBank genome assembly